ACAAGUUUUUACAUCAGUAUACAUUACGAAUAUGUCUUAUCACGUAACAAGAAUGUGUGAGUAUCAAUUCGAUAUUUGCACAUUGCAAAGCCGCCAUAUACUAAGUAAAGAUUACCCCUUCCUGAUCAUAGUUGUCAUGUGAAAUCGAUUAGAAAAUGGCACAAACAAGUUCGUCCAAGGAACUACGUUACGUUUAUUUGGCAGCUGCCACAAUUAUAAUUUUAGUAAUUUCAUUGACACAGAUUCAGGACAAAUAUGCUUCUGAAAGAUAUGCAAUUUUUUACGUCAGUUCAAACCGGCAAAUCACAGCGAGGUUAACGUUUCCAGAUACAUGUACACUGUGACAAAGUUAAAACCGGAAGAACGAUUGCAAGCACUCUGCAUUCAUGUGGACACUGUUAAUAGGCUGAAAAUGACAAGUCUGAAAUUUUCUAGAGUAACGGUUAUAAAACUUGAUGAUAAAGGGAAUAUAACAAUUGCUAUAGAAACGUUUGAUAUGAGCAAUAGAAGAAAAACAAUAGGCGAUGACGUCAUUGUCGUCUGGGCACGCCAAGCAAAUGGAGAUGGACCCGUUUCCGGUCACGUGAUUGAUCACAAAAAUGGCUAUUAUACGGCCAGUGUAAAAGUGUACUGGACAGGAAAGACAAAAGUGACAUUGAAAUUGGCUUCUUCCCUUGAAAACACUUGUCUCCGUAUGAAAGCCUUGAGAAAAUACGGAAAUACAGUAUUUGCUAUGCAAAAGGCGUGGGGAAUAAGGGGAACAUUCCGAAAAAAUCUACUUAGGGGGCUUACUGCUUGUGGUGCUAACAAAAUGAUUUUUGGAUAUGAAAAAGUGUGCAAUUUUACAAGCCUUAAUGGUGGCAUGUAAUGGUUCUGUGGAAAACCUAAACACUUGAAAAUAAAGUGCUCAGACAUUGAAUCAUUUGGAACUGGGCCAAUUUAUAACAGUAUGGUGCCUCAAAAAGAAAAGAUACGAAAUAAAGGACAUGGAAUUUUUAAACAAACAUUGUCUCUUGAAAUCCCAACAUUCAAUAAAGCAAUAAGGGGUGUUUCAUGCAGUCAGCGUCCAGUGUCAUCAUCAUGGGCGGAAUCUGGUCCAAGUGGUUACUGGUUGAAUAAUAAAUGGAAUUUCUUUAACUGUUUCAGCAAUAUCAAACAUGAUGUACCAUCUUACGUGCGGUGUUUAAAAAAUAAGAAUAUUGUGCUAAUUGGGGAUUCUACUAUUAGACACUAUGCAGAAUAUUUAAUUGAACACGUGCUAGAUCUUGGACGUGUUAACAUGAAAGACGCCCUAGGGUCAAACGGACAAUAUCAUGCAAAGAAAUUAUUCACAAAUUAUGGAAUUAACUUGAUGUAUGUUAAACACGAGAUGCCGUUCCAUAAUCCAAACUUUCCACCCAUUGGUAUUGUAUCCGUGCCUCAACUUCUGCAUUCACUAGAAAAUUGCAAUGAUAGUAAUAAAUCAUUGAUAUUAAUAAUAAACUACAAUUCUCAUUUUUCCGCGUAUCCUCCGUCAAAAUUUAGGGAAAGAAUAAGACAUUUGGCUAUGGCCAUCGAAAGUUUUGUUAUUAGAAAACCAAAUACUAAAAUAUUCUUCAAAGGGCCACAUAUUUGUAUAGAUGAUAGCCGAUGGUUUGAUGCGAAAAUUUCACUUCUCUUUGAAGAAAUCAUCAGAGAAGAGUUUUCAAAACUCAUAAAUAACGUUAUAUAUUUAGAUGUUUGGUCAAUAACAGUUGCCCAUAAUAGUGAAAAUCUUCAUCCUAAAGGGAAUGCGUUUAAUAGUCAAAUUCAUCAGCUUAUGUCUUAUAUAUGCUAAAGUGUUGUGCUUAAACCUAAAAUGUUAAUACCUUUGUCUGAAAGUAACUAUCCUUAGUAAGUUUACAAAUUUACAGGUACAUUUUGUUAAAGGUACGUACUUUUGAUAUCACUAGCAACUUGUUUCUAGAGAAGAAUCCUUGAUUCACAUUAGCGUUAGGUGUGAUAAGAGAAAACAUGGACGACAUAAUUCUAGGACGGUUAGUCACAUUUAGGCAAACAACAUUGACAAAAGCUUAUUGAUUUGUGUUCCAGACUACAUAACAGUUCUGUGAGAACACUGCAGAUAGUGGUGAAUUCGUUUUUUAUUGUUGAGUUUCUUUUUAUUUUUUCCUAUUUGCUUAAAAUGAGGAAAGUUUUUAUUUCAAAUGUACAAUAAGUUUAAGUCUCAAAAUAUGUUCGUUAUCAAAAAUUUAUCGGGGUAAACACGUCUUAAAUAAAAAAAAAUCUUGGGGGUUGCUAUGGGUAUAUUUUGGAUCAAUGAAUUUAUUAUGAUAAUAAUAUACAAUUAUGGUAUAGAAAUAUAUUUUGUUACAGUUUGUUACAGUUUUAUACAAAUGCUAUGCAUACAUAUAUAAAUGAACGUUGUAUUCUAGUAAAAUAUACAAAUGUAUACCCCCAUGAAGUAACCGCUAGUGUUGAAGCAUUCGGAACUGCCUCGGCUAUUAUCUAUAAUAUUAACAUCGGAAACAAUACGGAUUGAAAGUAGUUCUACCACGUGGCUUCAGAUGUAAACAGAAACAGAGAUAGUGUGAAACGAAUGUAUAUAUUUGACAUCAAAUGCCUGUUCCGGUACUCUUUUGCUUGAAAAUAUGUCUGACAACAAUUUGUAAUUUAAAUAUGCCCAUUGAUUUUAAACAAAUCCGACGAAAUGACAACAGGUUGGUUUUUUGUACUUUCGGUUUCUACAACCAUAAUAAUUAAUAUAUAAAAAAUGAAUUAUUUGCUUUUGUACCUAUGAUAUCACUUAUUUUAGGUGAACUUUUACUACAUAUAUUGAAAAUAAACUUGUAAACAACUCCCAACAUUAAAUUACUAUUUGUUUACAUGUUUAGUUUCUUAGCGUAGGUUAGACCGAAAUACCGCAUCCGUUCUGUGUAUUCAUACUACUGUGUUCGUCCUUAUCCGAAGUCUGACGGAAAGGGCCGAGUAGUUGCGAUUGGUGUUGAAGAAGAAAAGAAAUGGAGCUGUUAGCAUGACCCUCCCGUCAUUAUUCAGUAAAGGUGCGUGCCCCAAGAUGAACCAGAAUAUUUCAAGGAAAUUAAACUAGAGAAUUGUAUAAUAAUUUGAAGAAAUGUAAAAAAAAAUAUCAAUAAGAUAAAAGAAAUACUUUGCUUGUUAAUUAUAUGCUUUUAAGGACUGAUUUUAUUUAGACUGUAUUCCUCCCAAUAUUUCUACUGCAUGGCUUGCGAGUAAGGGCUAUUUUGCAUAUUUUAAAAUCUUAAAUGACAUUUGAUGGACAUUUUCACAAUUUAAAUAUGUCACCAAUUCAGAAAGGCAGAUAACCCUAAAAUUUAUUUUUGUAAAAGUGUGCCCUUCUUCUUAAUUAAAAGGUCCAUAUCUCUUCAAUAUUUGAAUACAGUUAACCUUAUAACUUAUUUUUGCUCAGCUCAGUACUUUGUUAAUUUCAAUUUUUAGCUCACCUGAGCUUGCUCAGGGUGAGCUUUUAGGAUCGGUGAAUGUCCGUCGUCCGUCGUCCGUCGUCCGUCCGGCCGUCCACAAUUGCUUGUGAACACUCUAGCGGUCGCAUUUUUGCCUCAAUCAUCAUCAAACUUGGUCAGGAUGCUUAUCUAGUUGAAAGCUCGGAUGAGUUCGAACAUGGGUCAUCUCGGAUGAAAAACUAGGUCACAAGAGCUAAAAAUAGAAAAACCUUGUGAACACUCUAGAGGUCACAUUUUUGACCCAAUCAUCAUCAAACUUGGUCAGGAUGUUUGUCUAGGUGAUAGCUCGGAUGAGUUCGAACAUGGGUCAUCUCGGAUGAAAAAGUAGGUCACAGGAGCUAUAAAUAGAAAAACCUUGUGAACACUCUAGUGGUCACAUUUUUGAACCAAUCAUCAUCAAACUUGGUCAGAAUGCUUGUCUAGUCAAUUGCUUGGAUGAGUUCGAACAUGGGUCAUCUCUGAUGAAAACUAGGUCACAGGAGCUAAAAAUAGAAAAACCUUGUGAACACUCUAGUGGUCACAUUUUUGACCCAAUCAUCAUCAAACUUUGUCAGGAUGCUUGUUUAGAUAAUAGCUCAGAUGAGUUCGAAUAUGGGUCAUCUCGGAUGAAAAACUAGGUCACCGGAGCUAUAAAUAGAAAAACCUUGUUAACACUUUAGCGGUCACAUUUUUGCAUCAAUCAUCAUCAAACUUGAUCAAAAUGCUUGUCUAGGUGAUAGCUCGGAUGAGUUCGAACAUGGGUCAUCUCGGAUGAAAAACUAGGUCACAGGAGCUAAAAUAGAAAAACCUUGUUAACACUCUAGUGGUCACAAUUUUGACUCAAUUGUCAUCAAACUUGGUCAGGAAACUUGAAUAGGUCAUUGCUUGGAAUAAAUCGAACAUGGGACAUCUCGGAUGAAAAACUAGGUCACAUGAGCUAAAAAUAGAAAAAUCUUGUUAACACUCUAGUGGCUACUGUUGUGAUCCAAAUAUUCUGUUAAUUGGUCUGAAAGUUUUUUUGAUGAUUUCUAAGUCAAGAUCAAACAUGGGUCAUCUUGGAUGAAAAACUAGGUCACACCGCCCAAAUAUGGAAAAACCUUGUUAACAUUCUAGUGGUCACAUUUUCGACUCGAUUAUCAUCAAACUUGGUCAGGAUGCUUGUCUAGGUAAUUGCUUGGAUUAGUUCGAAAUCGCAUGUGAAACUAGGUCACCGGAGCUAAAAAUAGAAAAAUCUUGUUAACACUCUAGUUGCUACUGUUUUGAUCCAAGUAUCCUGGAAAUUGGUCUGAAAGUUUGUUUUGAUGAUUUCUAGGUCAAGUUUGAAUAUGUGUCACCUGGGUAAAAAACUAGGUCGCACUGCUCAAAUAUGGAUAAUCCUUGUUAACACUGUAGUGGUCACAUUUUUGACUCACCUGUCAUGAGACUUGGUCAGAAUGCUUGUCUAGGUAAUUGUUUGGAUGAGUUUGAUAAUUCAGGUGAGCGAUCUAGGGCCAUCAUGGCCCUCUUGUUUUGGUUAAUUCUUAAGGUACAUUUUGUGAAAACCUAUCGAAGAUGUUACAAAUUCACUUCAUGCUUGGAGUUCUUAUUCACGAUAAGUUGAAUAUUUAAUAGCAAUGACAUGCCAACUUAUAUUUUUCAAAAUAACGAUACGUCAUGACUGUAUUUACAUUUUUUGGCAAUUUUUUUUGUCCAAAAAUGAGUGCUUGGAUAAUCAUAUUUUUUGUUGUUGAAAAAUUGUAACAAGUAUCUACACCAGGGACAUUUAUGUUUGCCAAACAUGUUCGUGUUUAUAUUCUUUUUUUUAAAGAUAUACUAUGCUCAUCUUUGAGUAAAAUAUUUUUAUCACAGAAAUUUAU
Messenger RNA from Ruditapes philippinarum (Manila clam), 5311 nucleotides. RefSeq names its product NXPE family member 3-like. The transcript is spliced from 2 exons. The record is from RefSeq and is a predicted model, not a curated record. Lineage: Eukaryota; Metazoa; Mollusca; Bivalvia; Venerida; Veneridae.